AUGGCUCUGGAAGAUAGUGUUUACGUCAUUUGUGAAGGGAGCUCGGGGCCCUUAUCCAUCUGUGGUUGGGUGGUGAGUCUGCCUGGGGACGACGCCGUGGUGGGCACUUCUACCAAGGCGACUGCAGGUUUGGCCCACACGGCUAAGGCCAAGCAAGGCGAGCACGAGAUUUCUUUUGUGCGAGUGCCGCUUAGUGCUGUGACCGAGCAGCCACCCUCCGAAUGGAAAGGGGUCAAGCCCCGAGACCUGCCGCCUUCGAAAGCGUGCGUUGCAGCCUGGAAGACACUGGGGCAGGGCGGCACCGAGUUGGAAAGCAGUGGGGCCGAGAUGCCUCGCACGAGCAAGGCUCCCGGCCGCGCUCGUCGGUCUCUGAAGGAAGACCUAAAGGACCUCCAGGGACUUUGGGACGACGAGGAAGGCGACGAAGACGAGACCGACGACGAGGACGACGCCCGGCCAUCGACCCGACCAAGGGGCAGUUCGAUGCUAGCUCCUGGUGCCAAGAACAAGGACAGCGACCGCCGCGAGAAGGAGCGAGACGAGGACGACCUCGACCUGCGCAAGCUGGUUCGCAAGGGGCUGGCUUCCGGCCAAAGCCCGAACGACCUCAUGCCGCUGUUCAUGAUGUCCCUUGCCCUGGACAAGAGCGAGGGCAGGAAGAAGAAGAAGAGCAAGGAGGCAGGGCGCUUAGGAAAAGGGAUGCAGGCUGUUGCUACGCUUCACCGCCUCCACGAGAGUAUCCGCAAGCGGCCUCGGCGCAUCAUCAUGCAGCAGUUCGAGGCCGAGGUGGCGCGCGAGCUCGGGGUUAUUCCGGGCCAGCCGUGGACUCUGAACGACUGGGUCCGCCGACAAAGCUGGGGUCCGAAGCCGCAGCCACAAGACGCAGAUGUGCAGUUGGUGGCGAAGGCGGAGCGGGCGUACUUAGAGGCAAAGUUGCAGAGGGCCGUGCAUAAGGAGUUCAGAUUUGAGACCGUUUUCAAGGCGUGGGGGGCGGAGAUCGACGGCGUGGCCGGGAGGGUCGGUGCUCCCCUGGCUACCCGCAGGCAGGUCUGGAUGCUUUUGCAAAGGAUUGUCACCGGCGGGUGGGCAAGCUGUGAUGUGCUGCGGCAGGUGCUGGGCAACCUGGCCUACAUUUUCCAGUACCGCCGGGAGCUCUACUCAUUGCAGCAUCGCAUUUACAAGUUUGUGUCGGAGAUGCCCGGGGACAGGUGGUGCAAGCUCCCCGACUUUGUGCUCGACGAGAUCCGGUCCUGUGCCUUACAUCUGCCCUUUGCUGUUUGCUCCAUGCGUCGGCGGGUCUCGACCACACUGCUUGCGACAGAUGCGACGCCCUCCUCGGGCGGGGCGGUUGUCACUGAAGUGCCCGGGGCCUUGGCCGAGGAGCUUUGGAGACAGAGCGAAAUGAAAGGGGAGGCGGUUCGUCUCGACAGAGGCCGGGAUGAAGCCCUGGAUGUGGAAGAACCGAAGGUCCCUUCGGUGUUCGCGAGCACCGUGGGGGAGUGCCUACCUUGGCGUGUUACAGCCUCCUACCAUUCUCGCGAAACCUCACAUGUCAACCUCCAAGAGCUCAGGGCCUGGCGCAGGGAGAUGAUGAAGAUUGCCGCGCGAGGCGACCACAAAGGAUGUAUCGUGGUAGCUCUCAAUGACUCUCGUGUUGUGGUUGGUGCUGUGGGAAAGGGGCGAUCGUCCAGCUUCCGGCUCAACAAUUUGUUGCGAGGCGCCCUCCCGCACAUGAUCCUUGGAGGCCUCAGUGGAGCUUUGUUGUGGAUCGAAACUGCAGCCAACCCAGCGGAUUAUCCCUCGAGAUUUCGAGCUCUUCCUCCUCCUCGGCGUGUUCCAGGCUGGCUCUUGAACUUUGGCAUCAAAGAACGGGUCCCUCUCUGUGGCCGUGAGGUUUGUGUUCGAGAGGCCCGCGCGACCCAGGCGCACUCCGAAGCAGGUUUGGAAAUGAGUGAGCCCGUUGACCUGAUCGAGGCGGUGGACUUGCAAAUUGCGACGCUCUUCGAGGAGGUGACCAAUGGUCUGGUGAGGUGGGUGUGGCUCGAGCCCUUUGGUCUGAGCUUCGCGGCCAGAAGACACUUUACACAGGUUGGUCCGCAGGGACCUAGCAGCCGGCCGGUGGUCGACGAAUGGCGACUGCAGGGUGCACGCCUGCCCCGUGGCUCUCUAUGCGUGUGCUCACCAAUGCUCCUUGGGCCCAAGACAUCAAGCGAGAGCUCCGUCUACUUCGGUGUGGGGAAACAAGUGCAGGGGACACGGGGAAAGGGUUCGGAGAGUGCUCGGCCCAGCUCAGCCGUACGUUGGCAUAUGCCUGCGUACGGUGGGCGGCUGCGCAAUGCUAAUCUGACACCGGCCUAUCGCCGGGGACUGCGGGCGGCGGCGCAAUGGCUCUUUGACUUGGCUGCUAGUUUGGGAGGAAAGUUGACACGUAGCACGCCACCGCCUGUGAUUGACCGGGUCCUUGAACGCUGCGUAGAUGAGGCCUACCAACGAGGGGAGAAACUUUACUUUGUCAGGCUACACUCGAGAGAGCUAUUGGGCGACUAUGUUGGCGGCUUGGCUCAGUUUCGAAGCUCUCCUCAGGACGAGGAGGCAGGUGGCUUAGUGGUCACCAUCAGGAAGCCGAAGACCAGGCGCUUGUGGCAGACCCAGUUUGUUCUUGUCAAGAGCCCGGCUCUGAUCAAGUGGCUGGCUUGGUGGACGGCAGACAUGCAAGGAGACCGCCUCCUUUUCAGGGUGGCCCGGCGGCGGUGGGCCCGCCUCUUUGCAGAAGGUCUGGCCCGGCUGCACCUGGGUGACCGAGGCUUCACGUUAGGCAGCCUGCGUUCGGGAGGCGCUACCUGGCACUUCAGGACCUACGAGAACUUGCCUAAGCUUCAGUACCUGGGUCGAUGGGCACGUGCCGACACUUUGAAGUAUUACCUACAUGAGGCCUUGACGAUCAAAGUCGAUGCAGAAGGGAAGCCAGAGUCCAAGGUUGCCGUGAUCUCUUCGGCUUUGCGCGAGCUGGCUGCUGCCUUGGAGAACUCGGAGUGGGACGUGGUGGGGCUCGCGAGCCAAACUCAGCGAGCUCCUCUAGUGCAGCAAGUGGAGGCCCAGAAGGAAGUUUCUGGAUCUACUGUGGCCUAUCGACAGGACUGGCGUAUCUACGUGGUGGUCGCGAACCCAAAGCAGCCGGAGCGCGUCGGAGUGGCGCAAGAUGCCGGAGCUGGAGAUUUGAAGGGAGCGGCCGAGGCUAUUAUGACAGCGGUGGGCUCAGCUGCGGAUCAGUUGGGAACUGCUGAAGUGGAUGCAGGCCGCACGGCAGCCGAAAUCUUGGGAGAUGAAGCUUCGCGUGCCUCCGCAGCACGUUGGCGCUCAGGCAGUGUCCAUCGCCGCUUGACGGCGACGCUGGCAAGGCUGAUGACAUCGUUGCAGCAGUGGACUUCGUUAACGCCUGCGGCGCCUCGCCAGGGUACCCUGGCGCCAGUGCAGCCACGGCCUCUACGAGCGGCUCCUUCAAGCUCCCCGUCGUUGCAGACGCCAGCUCAAGCUCGGGGGCCGUGGGGCAGUGCCAGCCUUAACUGGCACCGCGCGUGGUGGUGGGGAACUCUGGCUCUACUGGUGAUGAUGUGCCUUUUUCCUCGGAUAGUGGCGCUCUUCGUGGCCAUGGUGGUGCGCCUAGUUCUCCGUGGGUGCUUUGUUCUGGCGAGCCAUGUCAUCAAGGAGCUGUGUGCGCAAACUUUUACUCUAGCAGGUGAGCUGGAGGCCCACAUGGUGGAUUGGCUCUCUGGCCAACUCAGCUUGCGCACCGCACAGCCUCAGCUACCGCCGAACUUCGCAGUCCCUCCAGCCGGCCACGACCCGCACAACAACAACAACAACUUCGCUGGACCUCCUGCUCAGGUUGCCCUCCCUGCCCGGCCCUUGGAUUUUGUUACGUGGGUGCUCCUUGCCUGCAACAUUUACCAGCAGCGCCAGCAAG
Molecule: messenger RNA, 3964 nt
Organism: Symbiodinium necroappetens
Lineage: Eukaryota; Dinophyceae; Suessiales; Symbiodiniaceae
Source: the annotation of a GenBank genome assembly